AAGUGAUAAAAUAAAACAGCACGUCCGUCCCUCCCGCGAAGAAGAAGAAGCAGCAGCUUAAUUGAUUGUAGUUGUAAAUUGAAGAAUCAGAUGGCAAUGAUGAGAGGAAGCUCGAGUCUGCAAUAUCCAGAUAAAUUCUAUUCUGCGGCGUCGUAUGUUGGGUUUGAGGGAUCAAACUCUCCAACCAAAGCUCUCACCUCCAAGUUCGCAAAGUCCACCGCUCUUCUCCUCUACAGCUUGUAUAACCAGGCUACUGUAGGACCAUGUAACAUUCCAGAACCCAGUACCUGGAAAAUUGUGGAGCAUAGCAAAUGGGCAAGUUGGAACCAGCUUGGAAACAUGUCUUCCACAGAAGCCAUGCGUCUUUUUGUGAAAAUAUUGGAGGAAGAAGACCCUGGUUGGUAUUCAAGAGCAUCAAGCUCUGUUGUAGAACCUGUUAUAGAUGUGCAAAUGAAUCACGAUUCCAAAAUUGAACUCGUAAGAGAGAAUGGAAAUUCUUAUCCAGAGACAAAGACUAUUUCCACUGAAAAUGGAAAUCAAGUUGGAACACAAGAUAAAGAUGUCGUCAUGGAGAGCAUUGUUCCGGUUGGAGUCUAUGAUCAAUGGAUCGCACCACAAAUAUCCGGUCAGCGUCCUAGGCCCCGAUAUGAGCAUGGAGCAGCGGUCGUGCAAGAUAAAUUGUACAUAUAUGGUGGAAACCACAAUGGCCGCUACCUUGGUGACCUUCACGUUCUGGAUUUGAGAAGUUGGACUUGGUCAAAGAUUAAUGCUAAGGCUGAAGUAGAGUCUUCAUCAAUUUCAACACGCUGUGCUGGCAAUUCUUUGAUUCCAUGGGGUAACAAGCUUCUUUCGGUUGCUGGGCAUUCAAAGGACCCUUCUGAAUUUAUCCAAGUGAAAAUGUUUGAUAUACAAACUUCAACUUGGUCAACUUUGAAGACUUCUGGCAAAGCUCCAGUGUCACGUGGAGGGCAAUCAGCUAACCUUGUUGGAACAAGCUUAGUAAUUUUUGGUGGACAAGAUGCAAAGGGGACUCUUUUAAAUGAUCUGUAUAUUCUUGACCUGGAGACCAUGACAUGGGAUGAAAUUGAUGCCAUUGGAACACCUCCUUCUCCAAGGUCUGAUCAUACUGCUGCUAUACAUGUUGAGCGAUACUUGCUUAUCUUUGGUGGGGCUUCACAUACAACUUGCUACAACGAUUUACAUGUUCUCGACUUGCAAACUAUGGAAUGGUCUCGACCCACACAACUGGGUGUAAUACCAACACCACGAGCUGGACAUGCUGGUGUGGCAAUAGGGGAGUAUUGGUUCAUUGUUGGUGGUGGUGAUACUAAAAGUGGUGUCUCAGAGACAGUUGUGUUGAAUAUGUCUACACUGGCUUGGUCAGUGUUAACUUCUGUUGAAAGGCCUAUUCCAGUUGCGAGUGAGGGCUUAAGUUUGAUUGUAACCUCCUACAAUGGUGAAGAUGUACUAGUGUCUUUUGGAGGAUAUAAUGGACACUACAACAAUGAAGUCUAUGUUCUUAAACCAAGCCACAAGUCAACCUUGCAACGCAAAAUAAUUAAAAAUUCCAUUCCAGAGAGUGUUUCUGCUACCCAAAAUGCCACAAAGGCUGCCCCAGAAGUCGAAUCUGAAUUGGAAGCUAGCCAAGAAGGGAAAAUUAGGGAAAUUGUCAUGGAUAAUCAUGAUCCAGCAAAACCCAAAGGUGAUCUUAUAUUGGUCCUAAAGACCGAGAAACAUGAGUUGGAACAAUCACUAAGCAAAGAGAGACUAAAUGCUCUUCAGCUAAAGCAAGAGUUGGCAGAUGCAGAGACUCGUAACUCUGAGCUAUACACGGAGCUCCAAUCAGUACGUGGUCAACUUGCUGCUGAGCAGUCUAGGUGUUUCAAACUUGAGGUGGAGGUUGCAGAGUUAAGUCAGAAGCUCCAAACCAUUGGAACCUUACAGAGAGAGCUCGAACUCCUACAGCGGCAGAAAGCCGCAUCGGAACAAGCUGCCCUGAACGCAAAGAAGAGACAGGGCUCAGGUGUGUGGGGUUGGCUUGCACCUCCACCUAACCAGAGAGAAGAUGAUGUCUAAACUUUAAUACUCCCUCUAUCCAAAAAAUAUAGGUCAAAGUUUUGACAGAACACCCAUGUUAAGAAAACACCAAAAAAAAAAAAGUUGAAAAUAUUUAGCUAAAUUAACCAUGGAAUUUUUCUUUCUCACCCUGAAUUAAAUGCUUAAUGCACAUAUUCUAUAUUAUUUAAGACAAAUUGAGUUAAUAAA
Arachis stenosperma is the source of this 2265-nucleotide messenger RNA. RefSeq names its product acyl-CoA-binding domain-containing protein 4-like. The coding region runs from base 91 to 2076 and encodes 661 amino acids. Gene Ontology annotation, cellular component: cytosol. Gene Ontology annotation, biological process: lipid transport. The transcript has 18 exons. The record is from RefSeq and is a predicted model, not a curated record. Gene Ontology annotation, molecular function: protein binding; fatty-acyl-CoA binding. Lineage: Eukaryota; Viridiplantae; Streptophyta; Magnoliopsida; Fabales; Fabaceae.